GAAACAGAAGCAAAUUAAGGAGAAUGAACAGAAUUUGUGAAUGAAUAAUAAUAUUGAUUAUAUAAUGUUGGUGAUUAUUAAUAAUAAUAUGAGUUUAGAGUUGGAGUGGGAGUCUCCAACAUCAUCACCUCCUACACCUCCAUCUCCACUUCCCAUUAGUUAUGGAGCAGGAAACAGUAAAUACUCUUUCUCAGCUUCUUCAACUCCUUCGCCGCCUUUCUCCUUGCCUCCUUCAACCCACACAUCUGCUGAAAAUCUCCCCCUUCUACACAAGACAACAUUAAUUGGUAGUCCUAAUGUGCCAUCAGUAUUUUCACUGGAUCGCCAAGAUCAAGAAUUGGAAUCCAAGAGCUCAUGCCUCAAGGACUUGUUGGAAUGGUUUAUACAAAGAUGUUGCAAUUGUUGUAACAAAUUCCCUUCCAUCUUCCUAACACCACCCAACAGCUCCACAACUCAAAGCAAUGGUCAAGAUUGUGUUUCCAUUCAUUUCAACUCCAAAACUUUUUGCACAAACAACAACAUGCACCUCUAUUAGCAUUAAAAUCCCUCAACCAUUUUUAUUUUCACUCUUUUAAUUUGUGGAGAAUCUGGAAUUCGGGUGCAAUUAGCUAACGACGAUGUAAAUACCGACUUUCAUUCAAAUCUCCCUCUCUCGCGCCCACAUUUCAAAAUAUAAGGGUGAUCGUUGAGGUUUGCAGAACUGUGCUAUUGUGUUUUUAAGAUUUGUUGUGCUAUUGUGUUUUUAAGAUUUGUUGUUAUUCUAUAUAAAUAAAUAAUUCGUACAUGUAUUUGUCUCUUUUGUAAGUUUAUGAAAAUAUGUGACAAAACUAUUUGUGCACUGGUGACACUGCACAAUAAAUUUCAACAAGAAUUUCAUAAUCAA
Molecule: messenger RNA, 883 nt
Organism: Cicer arietinum (chickpea)
Lineage: Eukaryota; Viridiplantae; Streptophyta; Magnoliopsida; Fabales; Fabaceae
Source: RefSeq, a predicted model, not a curated record